Molecule: messenger RNA, 216 nt
Organism: Prunus armeniaca (apricot)
Lineage: Eukaryota; Viridiplantae; Streptophyta; Magnoliopsida; Rosales; Rosaceae
Source: the annotation of a GenBank genome assembly
AUGGAGUCUACUACAUCGUACGUAGAACGCCCAAGCGCUUUUAAGGCCUGCUCAGUCAGUUCUCUUAUCCAUCGGUCCAAUGCACUGGGCUCAUCUCAUGGAGGGAAAAGCCAAAAUGUAGUUGUGUUGUUGUUCGCCGCCUCGACGCAUUCCCUUCUCUCCCCGGCAUCGUCCCACACAGAAAGAAAGAGCGCAGAGCCCCGGCCCGACCUGUAG